AUGUUGAUGUCAAAACAGUCGUCGUUUCCGCAACACCAGAUGAUGCAGCAGCAGCAGGGGCAGGGCCAGUUUGAUGUGGCAUACCCACAGCAACAACAACAACAACAACAACACAUGCCGCAGCCGUCGCAGCAUCUCAUUUCGUCGCUGCAGCAUUGCGUGUCUUCUACGGCGAGCUGUGUUCAGACUAUGAAGGAGGCGAACGAUACGCUCGAGUUUGCCAUCCAAGACCAUCCGCGCUUGAUGACUGUGCUCAAAUCACGCCGUCACUUUGACCUGGUCUCGCAACGGGACAUCGAGAUCGCACGCGAACACGUUGCCUCCGAGGUCCGCCCGCACAUUGAGGAACUCUGUCGCCGAGCCUCCUCCCAGAUCGCACGCCUAGACCGCCGUGCCGUGUCGCUGAAAAACAAGAACGAAUCCCUCCAGCAGCGCAUCACAAAUCUCCGCUCCAUCGACCUCCACCAAUCCAAACUCAACCACACUGCACAGCUCGACGCGGAGACGGAACUGCACGAUACCCAGGAGCAGCAGGCCUUGAAGCGACAGCUCGAACAACAGAAUCAGAGACUCGCCCAGCUGAAGGCGAGGAAGGAUGCCCUGCUCGCAACGGCUGACAAGCUCGAGUCCGAGACCCAGGCUCAUAUGUGA
Molecule: messenger RNA, 651 nt
Organism: Sporisorium graminicola
Lineage: Eukaryota; Fungi; Basidiomycota; Ustilaginomycetes; Ustilaginales; Ustilaginaceae
Exons: 3
Coding region: 1-651 (216 amino acids)
Biological process (GO): attachment of spindle microtubules to kinetochore
Cellular component (GO): DASH complex; spindle microtubule
Source: RefSeq, a predicted model, not a curated record